Molecule: messenger RNA, 585 nt
Organism: Penicillium diatomitis
Lineage: Eukaryota; Fungi; Ascomycota; Eurotiomycetes; Eurotiales; Aspergillaceae
Product: peptide alpha-N-acetyltransferase MAK3
Exons: 2
Coding region: 1-585 (194 amino acids)
Biological process (GO): N-terminal peptidyl-methionine acetylation
Cellular component (GO): NatC complex
Molecular function (GO): protein-N-terminal amino-acid acetyltransferase activity
Source: RefSeq, a predicted model, not a curated record
AUGAGUCAGAAUGAUCAGUCCGAGUUGCGCUACGUGCGGUAUGACAGUGCGCGGGAGAACGAAUUCGUCGCCGCCAUGCGCCAAUUGAUCUCCAAAGACUUGUCGGAGCCAUACAGCAUCUACGUCUACCGUUACUUCCUCUACCAAUGGGGAGAUCUCUGUUUUCUUGCCAUGGAUGACAAGGACGAGAUGGUAGGCGUCGUGGUCUCGAAGCUGGAGCAGCACCGUGGGGGGCCCCUCCGUGGGUAUAUUGCCAUGUUGGCUGUCCGCGAGGAAUAUCGGGGUCGGGGUAUUGCGACCAAAUUAGUUCGCAUGGCCAUCGAUGCCAUGAUCGAGAGGGAUGCAGAUGAGAUUGUUCUCGAAACCGAGAUUACCAACACUGCUGCGAUGAAGCUCUACGAAAGACUGGGCUUCUUGCGCAGCAAACGACUUCACCGGUACUACUUGAAUGGCAACUCUGCCUACCGGCUCGUCCUCUACCUUCGAGAAGGAGUUGGCUCCAUUCGAACCUCGUUCGACCCAUAUGGCCCGCCGUAUCCGAUAGAGCAGCACAGUACCUCCACUGCUGAAGGAAAUGGUAGCUGA